UCGUAAACAUCAUAGUACUGUCGCUCCGUAAACUUUUCCAAAAAUAAAUAGUAUUUAGCUGCAGUUCUCACGAAAACUUACUUUUAAUUGACAAUCUAAGUGAAAAUAAAGUGGUGGAAAUAGUAGUUGUCGUGCAAACAUUGAAAUCUACACAAAUAAGUGAAAGAAAACUGUGUGAUUUUUUGAGGUUAAGUUUCUAAGCAUAGACAAACGGAUGCUUGAACUGUCAGUGACGAAUAACCGCCCUAGUGUCAUCUCGAGUGUUGCCAGCAAUUAAAAUCGGCUUACCCCAUUACUACCAUUACGUUCCAUUCUAAGCAAACAAAAAUAAAUACAAACAUGGAAGCCCAGUUUGAACUCUAUUUCGAAAAAAUGCAAAAAGAGAUGCACGCUCAAACUGAAGUUAUUACCACGAGAAUAACGGAAACUAUCGACACUAAAUUAAAGCCGUUAAUAGAAGAGAAUGAUAAAUUAAAGAAAAAAGUUGAUCUGUUAGAAAAAAAAGUGGAAUUCAUGGAGAAAGAGAAGAAAAGUAACAAUAUAAUAAUACACGGGCUAUGCGAAAGCGAAAAAUCUACAACUGAGCUAAUAAAUCAUGUACAAGAAAAGUUCCUGACGGAGUUAAAUAUAUCAUUAGAAGCUCUCGACAUUAACAAAAUGUAUCGCAUCGGUAAAAAUAAGAAAGACGAUAAACCAAGGCCAACACUCCUAUCUUUUGUGAGUGGAUGGAAAAAGACAGAAAUAAUGAGGAAUAAGAAUAAAUCUAAAGAACUAAAGCUCACGGAAGAUCAUUCCAAAGACAUUUUAGAAAGAAGGAAGGCAUUAAUGCCACAAUUAAUGGAAGAGAGGAAUAAAGGCAAUAUUGCGUACAUUAAGUAUGAUAAAUUGAUAGUGAAAGAAGCUACUAACACAAAAGAAAACAGGAAGAGGGAACUAUCAAUUUCCCCAUCAAAUAAUUCGCAGCCAAAAAAACAGCAAACCGCUACCCCACCAAUUAAUAAAAAAACAAACGCAUUCGACCUGAUGAGAGCUAGAUCUAGCUCAAAUUCCAGUGAAUAUAUGAGGCAGCGGUCAUCAAAUGAGCCGGACAAUUCAUCAUAGCAACUACCACCAACAACCAAAACAUCAGGUCCCAACCCGGCUGGUCCCCGUGGGACGUCAGACCACCACCCUCCAGCAAGUCUAAAACUAAAACUACAAACAACCAAAAUUAAAAAUAACAAUAUAUUCAAAAAUUCUCAUAGCAGUGAAUCAAAAAGUGCAGAACACAACCAUGAAAACCAAUUGAACAUAAUAACCUAUAACGUCAGGACUCUCUCAUCCUAUGAACGCUUUAUAGAAUUAACUGAAGUUAUGAAAUCAGUGAAAUGUGAUAUAAUGGGAAUAUCAGAAAUGAGGCGCCUUGGGACUAAUAUAGAAGAACACAAAGACCACAUACUAUGCUACACAGGCCAGACACCCGGCAGGUAUGGAGUGGGGUUCGUAUUAAGGAAAUCUAUGAAGCCAUAUAUAGAAAGCUACACCGGACUUACAGAACGGGUAGCUAGACUGAACCUUAACUUUAUGGGAAAAAAUUCUCAGUAAUACAAGUAUAUGCACCUACAGAGUCUGCCAAAGAAGAAGAGAUUACACUUUUCUAUGAAACAAUUAUUCAAGCAAUAGAAGAUGCACAUAAGGACUAUAUUUUAAUGGGCGACUUCAAUGCGAAGAUAGGCCAACCAAAGCAAAGCGAAUACCUGAUAAUGAAAUGUUAUGGCUAUGGAGAUAGGAAUAACCGAGGCCAGAAACUCAUCGACUUUGCAACAGAAAACAAACUAUCCAUAUUAAACACCUUCUACAAGAAAAAAACAAACCGCAGAUGGACAUGGUGCUCACCCAACAAGGAACAUAAAAACGAAAUAGACUUUAUCUUAUCCAACCGCCCAGAUUUAUUCCAAAAUAUAGAAGUCUUGAACAUCGACUAUCCGUCAGACCACAGACCAGUACGAGCAACAAUACUCUUUAAAAAUAUUUAAAAAAGUAGAGCAAACUACAAGAACAAUCAAAUAGCAACAUUAAAGAAAGAAAGUGAAGUACACAUAUUUAGAGAGCGACUUACGUCCCAUAUAGCAAACCAACCGAACCAGCAUAAAGAUAUAAGUGUACAAACUCAGUACAACAUAAUCAUCAACACAAUCACUGAAAGCUUACGAGAAGCACUUACAACAAAUUCCGAACCGAAAAUGAAUCAAAUACUAUCCCCACGUACCAUACAACUAAUGAACCGAAGAAGAGAACUACAUAAAAUAAAAAACAGAUCCCGGAGUGAAAAGAACGAACUUGCAGCCUUAUAUAAACUAAUUAAUAAAUACAUCAGGAUUGACUAUGCUAAGCACAGACAAAAUACAAUAACAAAACACUUAGAGCAGUCAGGAAGCAC
This is a messenger RNA of Cydia fagiglandana, 2419 nucleotides long. RefSeq lists its product as uncharacterized. The transcript has a single exon. Bases 340 to 1101 code for a protein of 253 amino acids. NCBI's taxonomy places the organism in Eukaryota, Metazoa, Arthropoda, Insecta, Lepidoptera, Tortricidae. The record is from RefSeq and is a predicted model, not a curated record.